Molecule: messenger RNA, 1856 nt
Organism: Closterium sp. NIES-67
Lineage: Eukaryota; Viridiplantae; Streptophyta; Zygnematophyceae; Desmidiales; Closteriaceae
Source: the annotation of a GenBank genome assembly
GGGGAGGGGCGAAGGGCGAAGCAGAGUGGGGAAAAGCAUGAUUCCGCUGCUGCACGGGAAACAUGUGUCUGAUGCUGCAAGCAGUGAGAUAGAGACUUUAAGGACUGUCGCGUCAACAAAUACUGCCACAAGUGCUGCCACAAGUGCUGCCACAAGUGCCGCCACAAGAGGUGUAGCCAUUGCUCUGUGCAAUGCUGGGCUCCUGCGGUCGCUGCAGCACUUGGUGCUAUCCCGCAGCCAGCACCUGCGCCGCCUCCCUUCCUCCAUCACCCUCCUCCUCCACCUCUCCCAUUUCACGCUCAAGGGCUUACCUCACCUGUCCUCCGUUCCCUCCUGCAUACACCGCCUCUCCCGCCUCCAGGAGCUCACCAUUCACAACUGCGAUUCCGUCUCCUCCCUCCCUUCCACGCUCCUCCUCCUCCCGUCUCUCAGAAGCCUUCGCUUGGAAAUUCUCCACUCUCUCACUUCACUACCUGCGCCCCCUCUCUCUCCGUUCUCCCCAUCUCUCUCACCUCCUUUCUCCUCUCGUGCACCCUCUCUGCCCUCCCCCUUGCCUCCCCCUUCUUUCCCUUAUGCCAUAAUUUUGAGAGUUUUGAGGGUUUGAGCUCAGCAAACAAUGGAGGUCAAAAGUGACCUCACGAAUCAGACCCACAUGACUCCGCAAGUUCGUUUGGUAUGGUGGAGUGCGGUUAUCAGGUUCCGUUGCAGUGCGCCAUUGUUGCGCAGCAUGGUUUCCAAUCAUCGCUGGGGAUCAGAGACGACACGUGGCUCUUGCAACACAAGCACCGUAGCGCUCAAUAAUCGUACACUACGACUUUCCGUUCCGCACUAGUCAUUCCCUCACUGCCUCCUACGACAUCGUACCAUUCGUCUGUUCGUAGCACGUGAUGCAUCUACUUGGGGGUUGGCCUUAGGCGUUUCUCCCACAGUCGCCCCUCUCGCCGUUGUCCAAUCGCCAUUCGCAUGGUUCGUGAGGCUUAGAUUCUCACGUAGCGUCCUGCCCCGUCGUGCGUGCGGGCGUGCGUGCUGCGCGCCAUGCGGUACGGCGACGCGCUGCGGUCGCUGGGACUCGCGCACGGCGCGCACAGGGACGAGGUGCGGUCCGCCUUCCACCAGCUGGCCAAGCGCACGCACCCAGAUGUGGUGCCUCCUGGCAUGCGUGGCAAGGCCGAGGCGGAGUUCAAAAAGAUUCUAGAGGCCUACCACUUGUUGUCUUCCCGGCCAGCCAAAUAUCACCCCAUGAGAAGGCGCCCCUCUCCCUCCUCGCCCUCUUCCAUGCACACUACCACAAGUACCGCUGCCGCUGCUGGAGCAGCAGGAAUGGCAGCACGAAUGGCAGCAGGAAUGGGGGGGGGACCGGGAAGUGUGGUGCCGCGCGGCAGCCUGUCGCACCACGGGCUGGUGGCGUUGCCCUUCGUGCUCCUCGUGCUCGGCACUGUCUCUCUCGGCACCUCCUGCCUCGUAUACUCGUACAAGAAAGCUACCAAGGACAGCAAGUCCAGGAACCCGUUUCUUCCAUAGCAGACACGCCGCUCUCGUGCCACAAACUGGGAGGGCGGACACUGCGCACUGCAUGCUGCACACUGAGCACUGCGCAGCCUCACCACAGUUUGGACACACGUCUGCCCUGGUAGGGAGCUUUUGGCUGAACCCGUGCAGGUUCUGGGAUCACAUACUGCAGAAUGUCAUAUCGAAUGGAGGCAAAAAGCAGCUGACGGCUGUUCAUCGAGCAUGCCACGGUCUUUGUAUGUAGUUCUGGUACUGACAUGUACAGGUCGUGAUUCAAGAUGUUGGCAGGUGGUAUCAGAAUUGAAAAUUGAAUGAUGGAUAGAGUGAGAGUACACAAAGAUAUACCU